UUCUGCUGGCUCAGGCCUCGCCCUGACCCAAAAUGGCAGCGUCCAAACUUGAACUUCAUUGGUGCUGUAGCAGCAAGGUUGCCCUGGGUGGCGAGAGCCAACAAACCGAACAAAGAAAACUGCAACUUCAGGUGAAAAAUCGUUUAUAAAAAGCGCGUACGGAUUUGGUAACGCAAUUAGUAGAUCUGAUCUGAUCUGAUCAAGAUGAAGAUGGCCUGCCACAAGAUGUCCUUCUAUACGAUGCUGCUGCCACUGCUGCUCAUUCUGCUGGAUGUGCACUUGGAGGCCUCCAAGAUAGCCUACAAGAAGCCGCUCUACGGCAAGGGCAACUACAUUAAGGACAAGCGCAUGAGGAGCAAGCCAGUGACAAUAAUCCCUGCCACAACCGCAACCCCAACCACUGAGGCAGCUUGGCCAGCUGCCGUGGAGUUCAUUAUUGUGACCACAGCGCGGCCAGAGUUCAACAAUAAUACGACAGAAGCUAGCCCCAGUCACAUCGCCAACGGCAGCACCACGGAAGCCUUUAGCACCAGCAGCCAAGCAACAGCGCCCGAAACUCCAGCCACAACAACGACAGCGACGACGACAGCAGCCAACAGCUUGGACAAUACAUUGCCAUUGCCACCGACGCCAGCACCGGCAGCAGCAGCAGCUGCAGCUACCAACCUGGACAACCACCCAGUGCCGUGCACCUGCGGCGUGUUCCUCUCCUCGCAGAUGCAGCACGGACUGCAGGAGGCGCCGCUAAUCCAUCAGGAGCUGGAUCGCAUGUUCGCGUGCAAUGCGAUUGGCCGGAAGCAGUGCCAAACCAAAUGCCUGGAAGCGAUCGUCCAGCACCUGCCCAACUCGGCGAACAUUGUGUGCUCUGCGCUCGGCCAUGACUGCCACAAGGAGCGGGCCUACUUGUUCAUCAAGAACUGCCACAAUCAGUGGGUUAACACCAAUCUGCAGGCGGGCAGGGAGUACUGCUGCAAGGCAGGCGUGCCCUAUCGGUGUCCAUUGUUGGGCUAAUUGCUUUGAUUCCCCCCCCAUCUGUUGUGGGCUCAAUAAAUGCUUUGAUAUAUUAGAAAGUAUCUGGCU
Messenger RNA from Drosophila obscura, 1080 nucleotides. RefSeq names its product follicle cell protein 3C-1 (gene Fcp3C). The transcript has 3 exons. NCBI's taxonomy places the organism in Eukaryota, Metazoa, Arthropoda, Insecta, Diptera, Drosophilidae. Bases 205 to 1011 code for a protein of 268 amino acids. The record is from RefSeq and is a predicted model, not a curated record.